UUGAAUUGAACAUCAGAAUGGGAGAUGACACAUCGCUACUCACCUUCCACCUUCUCUGAGGAAAAGAGUCAAUAAGAAACAACAGUCAUACGGGAGUCCGCAUUUCAGAAGACCUCCAGGAAUCAUGCUGGAGAAGUUCUGCAACUCUACUUUUUGGAAUGCCUCACUGCUGGAUAGCCCGGAGGCGGACCUGCCGAUUUGUUUUGAGCAAACUGUUCUGGUCUGGAUUCCCUUGGGCUUCCUCUGGCUCCUGGCCCCUUGGCAGCUUCUCCAUGUGUACAGAUCCAGGACCAAGAAAUCUUCUGUAACCAAGCUCUACCUUGCUAAGCAGGUGCUUGUUGGGUUUCUUUUUAUUCUGGCAGCCAUAGAGCUGGUCUUUGUAUUCACAGAAGAUUCUGGACAAGCCACUGUCCCUGCCAUCAGAUAUACCAAUCCAAGCCUCUACCUGGGCACAUGGCUCCUGGUUCUGCUGAUCCAAUAUAGCAGGCGAUGGUGUGUGCAGAAGGACUCUUGGUUCCUGUCCCUGUUCUGGAUUCUCUCAAUACUUUGUGGCACUUUCCAGUUUCAGACUCUGAUCCGGAUGCUCUUAAAGGGCAGCACUUCCAGUCUAGCCUACUCCUGCUUGUUCUUCAUCAGCUAUGCAUUCCAGAUCCUUAUCCUGAUCCUUUCAGCAUUUUCAGAAAGAGAUGGCUCAUCAGAGAAUCCAUCAGUCACAGCUUCAUUUCUGAGUAGAAUCACCUUUAGUUGGUAUGACAGCAUUGUUCUGAAAGGCUACAAGCAACCUCUGACACUUGAAGAUAUCUGGGAUGUCAAUGAACAGGGCAAAACCGAGACACUAGCCAACAAAUUUGAAACGCACAUGACAAGAGAGCUGCUGAAGGCCCGGCGGGCACUGCAGAAACGGCAGCAGAAGAACACCCGGAGGGACUCUGGAGCCAGGCUGCCUGGCCUAAGCAAGAACCAGAGUCAAAGCCAAGAUGUCCUCGUCCUGGAAGAAGCUAAAAAGAAGAAAAAGAAGUCUGGGACCACGGAAGACUUCCCUAAGUCCUGGCUGAUCAAGGCCCUCUUCAAAACUUUCUACACCAUCAUCCUGAAGUCGUUCCUGCUGAAAGUGGUGCACGACCUGCUCAUGUUUCUGAAUCCUCAGCUGCUGAAGUGGCUGAUCGCCUUCGCAAAUGAUCCGGACAGUUAUGCGUGGACGGGAUACCUCUGUUCGAUCCUCUUCUUCGCUGUGGCCCUCAUCCAGUCUUUGUGCCUUCAGUAUUACUUUGAACUUUGCUUCACGCUGGGCGUAAAAGUGCGGACAACCGUCAUGGCCUCUGUGUACAAAAAGGCGCUAAGACUGUCCAACCGAGCGAAGAAGCAGUACACCGUUGGAGAAACAGUGAACCUGAUGUCCGUGGAUGCCCAGAAGCUCAUGGAUGUGACCAGCUUCAUCCACCUGCUGUGGUCAAAUGUUCUACAGAUUACCUUGUCCAUCUACUUCCUAUGGGUCGAGCUGGGACCCUCAGUCUUAGCAGGUGUUGGGGUGAUGUUGCUUCUAAUCCCAGUUAAUGGGAUAAUCGCCUUCAAGAAUAAGACUAUUCAGGUAAAAAAUAUGAAGAAGAAAGACCAGCGUUUGAAGAUAAUGAACGAGAUUCUCAAUGGAAUCAAGAUCCUGAAAUAUUUUGCCUGGGAACCUUCAUUCAGAAACCAAGUCUACGACAUUCGGAAGAAAGAGCUCAAGAACCUGCUCCAAUUCGGGCAGAUGCAGUCAAUGAUGAUGUUUAUCUUGUACUUGACUCCGGUCCUGGUGUCUGUGACCACAUUUUCAGUCUAUGUCCUGGUGGAUAGCAACAACAUUUUGGAUGCUCAAAAGGCCUUCACCUCCAUCACCCUCUUCAAUAUCCUGCGCUUUCCCAUGAGCAUGCUUCCCAUGGUCAUCUCCUCUGUGCUCCAGGCCACUGUUUCCAUGGAGCGUCUGGAGAAGUACUUGGGAGGGGAUGACUUGGACACAUCUGCCAUUCGACAAGACUGCGAUGUUGACAAAGUCGUGCAGUUUUCUGAGGCCUCCUUCACCUGGGACCAGGAUUCGGAAGCCACAAUUCGAGACGUGAACCUGGACAUUAUGCCGGGCCAGCUGGUGGCUGUGGUGGGCACGGUGGGCUCUGGGAAGUCCUCCUUGAUGUCAGCCAUGCUGGGGGAAAUGGAACACGUUCAUGGGCACAUCUCCAUCAAGGGCUCUAUAGCCUACGUCCCCCAGCAGUCCUGGAUCCAGAAUGGCACCAUAAAGGACAACAUCCUUUUUGGAUCCGAGUUCGAUGAAAAGAGAUACCAGCAAGUCCUAGAGGCCUGCGCCCUCCUCCAAGACUUGGAAGUGCUGCCCGGAGGAGACCUGGCUGAGAUUGGAGAGAAGGGUAUAAAUCUCAGUGGGGGUCAGAAGCAGCGGAUCAGCCUGGCAAGAGCUACCUACCAGAAUUCAGACAUCUACAUUCUGGAUGACCCCCUGUCGGCCGUGGAUGCUCACGUGGGAAAACACAUUUUUGAUAAGGUCUUGGGCCCCAAUGGCCUAUUGAAAGGCAAGACUCGACUCUUGGUUACACAUAUCAUUCACUUUCUCCCCCAAGUGGAUGAGAUUGUGGUUCUGGAGAAUGGCACCAUCUCGGAGAAGGGGUCCUACAGAGCUCUGCUGGCCAAGAAGGGAUCGUUCGCUAAAAAUCUGAAGACAUUUAAUAAAGACACGGGGCCUGAAGGAGAAGCCACAGUCCAUGAGGACAGUGAAGAAGAAGAUGACUAUGGGCUGGUGCCCAGUGUGGAGGAAAUCCCUGAGGAUGUGGCCUCCUUGACCAUGAAUAGAGAAAACAGCCUUCGUCGGACACUUAGCCGCAGAUCUAGGUCAAAUAGCAGGCCUCUGAAGCCCCUGAAAAACUCCUUGAAAACUCGGAAUGUGAAUGCCCAGAAGGAGGGGGAAGAACUGGUGAAAGGACAAAAAUUAACUAAGAAGGAAUUCGUACAAACCGGAAAGGUCAAGUUCUCCAUCUAUCUGAAAUACCUGGGAGCAGUAGGAUGGUAUUCAAUCUUCUUCAUCACCCUUGCUUAUGUAAUUAAUUUUGUGGCUCUGAUUGGAUCCAAUCUCUGGCUCAGCGCUUGGACCAAUGACUCUAAAACCUACAAUGCCACCAACUAUCCAGCUUCUCAGAGGGACAUGAGAGUUGGCGUCUAUGGAGCUCUGGGAUUAGCACAAGGGAUAUUUGUGGUCACAGCAAAUCUCUGGAGCGUCCAUGGCUUGCCGACAUCAAGACCUGCGUCACAUGCAAACUGCUGAUCCAGUAUCGAGCACGUGAGUUUGCUCUGUGACAUGACACCCAUAGGCCGGAUUGUGAACAGGUUUGCUGGUGAUAUUUCCACGGUGGACGACACCCUCCCCACGUCCUUGCGCAGCUGGAUUUUGUGCUUCCUGGGGAUCAUCAGCACCCUUGUCAUGAUCUGCACGGCCACUCCAGUCUUCAUCAUCAUCAUCAUUCCUCUUGGUGUCAUUUACGUGUCUGUCCAGAUGUUCUAUGUGGCCACUUCCCGCCAGCUGAGACGUCUGGACUCCGUCACCAGGUCCCCACUCUACUCUUUCUUCAGUGAGACUGUGUCGGGCUUGCCUGUCAUCCGCGCGUUUCAGCACCAGCAGCGAUUCCUGAAACACAAUGAGAUGUUGAUUGACACCAACCAGAAAUGUGUCUUUUCCUGGAUCAUCUCCAACAGGUGGCUUGCCGUGCGUCUGGAGCUGGUUGGGAAUUUGAUUGUCUUCUUUUCGUCCUUGAUGAUGGUGAUUUAUAGAGACACGCUGAGUGGGGACAUUGUGGGCUUCGUACUGUCCAAUGCGCUCAAUAUCACACAAACGCUGAACUGGCUGGUGAGGAUGACGUCAGAAGUUGAGACCAACAUUGUGGCCGUUGAGCGGAUAACUGAGUACAUAAACCUGGAAAGUGAGGCACCCUGGGUGACUGAUAAGAGGCCUCCGGCAGGCUGGCCCAGCAAAGGGGAGAUUCAGUUUAACAACUACCAAGUGCGGUACCGGCCUGAACUGGAUCUGGUACUGAAAGGGAUCACUUGUGACAUCAAGAGCCAGGAGAAGAUUGGUGUGGUGGGCAGGACCGGAGCUGGGAAGUCAUCCCUGACAAACUGCCUCUUCAGAAUCCUGGAGGCUGCAGGCGGCCAGAUCGUCAUUGAUGGGGUAGAUAUUGCUUCCAUUGGGCUCCAUGACCUCCGAGAGAAACUGACCAUCAUCCCCCAGGACCCCAUCCUGUUCUCUGGAAGCCUGAGGAUGAAUCUGGACCCUUUCAACAACUACUCAGAUGAGGAGAUCUGGAAGGCCCUGGAGCUGGCUCACCUCAAACCCUUUGUGGACAGCUUGCCACUCGGUUUGUCCCACGAGCUGACAGAGGCUGGAGACAACCUCAGCAUCGGGCAGAGGCAGCUACUGUGCCUGGCCAGGGCUCUGCUGCGGAAAUCCAAGAUUCUGAUCAUGGAUGAGGCCACGGCUGCGGUGGACCUGGAGACCGAUCGCCUCAUCCAGAUAACCAUCCAAAAGGAGUUCUCCCACUGCACGACCAUCACCAUCGCCCACAGGCUGCACACCAUCAUGGACAGCGACCAGGUGAUGGUGCUAGACAACGGGAAGAUUGUGGAGUAUGGCAGCCCUGAAGAACUGCUGGAAAAAUCUGGCCCCUUUUAUUUUAUGGCCAAAGAAGCUGGCAUUGAACGUGGGAACAGCACAGCCUUGUGACAGCAGGCCCCGAGGCUCAGAAAGGUCUAGAAGGAUCAUUCCUUAUUUUUUGAGAACUAUAUCAUACAUACAGAAAUGUGUGUAAAAUGUGAAUUAUAAAGAAGGAUCAGCCUUGUCCCCACUGCCCAGGUGAAGGAAAUGGAAGCAGCCGCUCCAUCAGGAUCCCCGGCCAGCCCACUCUGACCCUCCCUCCUUGCUCCCCCCGGAGACAGCCACUGUGCCGAAAGAUAAUUAUCCCUUUGCUUUCCGUUUUAGUUUUACCACUUUGUAUGUAUCUUUAAAUGAUGUGUAUCUUUUUUUAAAAAAAACUUAUGCAAACA
Messenger RNA from Phyllostomus hastatus (greater spear-nosed bat), 5076 nucleotides. RefSeq names its product ATP binding cassette subfamily C member 2 (gene ABCC2). The record is from RefSeq and is a predicted model, not a curated record. Gene Ontology annotation, biological process: transmembrane transport. Gene Ontology annotation, molecular function: ABC-type transporter activity; ATP hydrolysis activity; ATP binding. The transcript is spliced from 32 exons. NCBI's taxonomy places the organism in Eukaryota, Metazoa, Chordata, Mammalia, Chiroptera, Phyllostomidae. Gene Ontology annotation, cellular component: apical plasma membrane.